Messenger RNA from Galleria mellonella (greater wax moth), 2376 nucleotides. RefSeq lists its product as uncharacterized. Gene Ontology annotation, biological process: synaptonemal complex assembly; replication-born double-strand break repair via sister chromatid exchange; mitotic sister chromatid cohesion. The record is from RefSeq and is a predicted model, not a curated record. The transcript is spliced from 16 exons. The coding region runs from base 106 to 2262 and encodes 718 amino acids. Gene Ontology annotation, molecular function: chromatin binding; protein binding. Gene Ontology annotation, cellular component: synaptonemal complex; cohesin complex. Lineage: Eukaryota; Metazoa; Arthropoda; Insecta; Lepidoptera; Pyralidae.
UUUGGCGGGAAAAUAAGCGUCAUUUUGUAAUUGUAUAUUUUUUUGAUUGUGCAAAUUGACACGAACUUUUAUAUUAAAGAAUAUUUUUAAUUAAAUUUUGUGAAAAUGUUUUAUCCAGUAGAUUCAUUGAAAAGAGGGGGCAGGUUUUAUUUAUGCUGGGUAGCAGACUCAUGGCCAUUACGGUUUGCUACGAUAACACAAAGGCAAUUAUGGUCCCAAGAUAUUCGGAAAAUAUGUGACGAUUUGUUGGAAGUAAUGACCAACGAAUCCGGCCGUCCAGUCAACAGGUUUUCUCUCAGGCUAAGCUCACAAUUAAUGCGAGGUUUAGUGAGACUCUACCAAAGAAAAGUCUCAGUUUUCUUAGGAGACUUGUGCAUGAUCAACGCCAAUGUUAUUAAAAAUAUUAAUAAAAAAUGGAAUGUACAUGUUUUGGAGUUGGAAGAACAUCCACGUUUACAAAUGCUACCACCACUUCAACCUCCAACAGUGGAAGUACCUGAUGAGCCUGAAAAUGAACAGAGAAUUGCAGAAUUAAUCCAAAACAGUGGCAACAUUGUGCCGAAUAUCCAAGAUAUAACAUUAAAGGAAUCUACUAUUCCUGAAUUCCAACUGCCACCAAAUGACGGUUUCGGAGAAGAGAACCCCGAUCGGACCCUUCAAAUGGUAGCAGAGCGCAGUGUGGAAGUGAUGUUGCAUGAAGACCGGUCGGCCGCGCAGCACAGCGCUCUAGGGGCUCAGGGGAUGUUUGGGCUCGAUUCCACCUACGUGGGUGACACGCGACCCUCGCACGACCCUCAAAUGGAGAUGAUAUCGGAGUACGACCUCUCUAUGUAUAGAAAGUCAAUUGCAGAUGAAAUUUUGCCGGCGGAUUUAUUUGAAAAAGACAUCCCAGAAAUUCCCGAUAUCCCGAUUCCUGAAGUUCCAAUUCCAGAAAUACCUGCUCCUGGACCUCAACCAGAUAAUCAGUUGCAAAUGCCGCAAGAUGUAUCCCCAGUAAUAGAACAAGGGAAAGACGUUGCAGCAAAAGAGGCCGCUAUAGAAAAUCAAUUAUUUGACAUUCAAUUAGAAGAAUUAGAAGACAUCGGCCCUCCGGUUAAACGAAGGCGUGUGAGGAAGCUAAUAAUCGACAAGAAAAUAAAAAUUAGCGCCGACAUUCUACACGCGAGAAUAGGCAAUACAAACUUGGAGUUGCGAUGCGAAGAUAGUUCAGAUGAUAUAGUGGAUUUGAGACUGCCUGCUGCCGUGUACUUUCGACGGCCGUGUCACGCUGGAUCGAAAGUUCACCCGAACAUUGCAACAGUGUUGAUGCGACUCUUCGAACGGAAUUUGGGAGUUAUCGCUAAUCCAACGCUUACCGACAGAGAAAUGGAGGAAGCAAUGGCCCAUCAACAUAUCAGGCCACGUACAAAGUCUAUUCUCCAACCAAUUGUGGAGGAAAAUCCUAUUGAUAUAGAGAAGCAUCAACCGAUGGUUACAGAGUCAGCACCAGAAAUAGAAGCCUCCAAAGACGUCAACAACUUACUUACAGAGUUUCAAGAAAUACAACAACAGAUUGACGUGUCUGACUUACCUACCCAAAAGUUGCAGUCACCUCAAAGCGCUAAACGUAAAAGCGAUCAAGAAAAACCCACAAAAAGACACCGUUCCUUUGGAUAUAUAACAUUCCGACAGCACCAGGAACCCGCUACCUUGCCAUUUAUUACUGUGACUGAUGCCGACAAAGAAAAUAUAUCAAAAAUAUCAUUGGAAAACGUGGACAGAUCCCUGAUAGUACCGGAAGAGCAGAGUAGUGUUGAGAAAAAUCUGAUGACAAUGCUAGAAGAAGCUGGCUUAGUUGACGUCACCACGGCUAGAGUUGUAGAACAGACACAGGAGAUUGCGAAAUCUCUAGAGAAGUCUACACGAAAACAUGGAAGCGAUACGUCGGAGACGCCGCUAGGCAGUCUAGACAGAACCAAGGUCUCUCUUGGAGAUUCUGACCGAACUACAGACUCUAAGCGAUUUAUACACGACCAAUGGGGAACAACGGGAACAAUGGUGAAAAUUUUGAAUUAUAAGAAGAUGGAGAAGAGGCCGUUGACAGUCCGCUAUCUCAUCUCGAAGGGCCCGGUGCUAGCUGGCUACAAGUGUAUCAUUGCUGCUCGUUGUUUUACUUCAAUACUCAAACUGAAACAACAUGGGUUUAUUUGCGUAAGUAAAGAUCCUGAAACAUUGGAAGUUACCGAUAUAUUCUUGGGUCCAAAAUUUGAUAAGUUGCCAUAGGCAACUUUCUAAUUUUACUGCAUAAUACCCUAAUUAUUACGAUUGUAUCUUUAUUUGCGAUAAUUUACUCAUAGUAGUAUGCAUUGACGUUUUAUAUUUUUCUAUUCAAUUUUA